Messenger RNA from Penicillium canescens, 1143 nucleotides. Its product is annotated as arsenic resistance protein. Bases 1 to 1143 code for a protein of 380 amino acids. The transcript is spliced from 4 exons. Gene Ontology annotation, cellular component: plasma membrane. The record is from RefSeq and is a predicted model, not a curated record. Gene Ontology annotation, molecular function: antiporter activity; arsenite transmembrane transporter activity; antimonite transmembrane transporter activity. Gene Ontology annotation, biological process: arsenite transport; antimonite transmembrane transport. NCBI's taxonomy places the organism in Eukaryota, Fungi, Ascomycota, Eurotiomycetes, Eurotiales, Aspergillaceae.
AUGGCGUUCCUACAACAUACAGAUCCUAUACCCCCAGAGAGCAACGCGCCCAAAACAUGCGAUAUCGAAAAGCAACAUGAAGUCCUCUAUCCAAACGAACCCCAAGAAAAGAAAUCAGCAUUCUCAAGUCUCGGUCUCCUCGAUCGAUUCCUCGCACUAUGGAUCUUCCUAGCCAUGGCAAUCGGGAUCAUCCUGGGCAAUUUUGUUCCAAAUACAGGACCGGCCCUCCAAAAAGGGACGUUUGUGGGGGUGUCAAUUCCCAUCGCGGUCGGCCUUCUAAUCAUGAUGUACCCCAUCCUCUGCAAAGUCCGCUUUGAAUCUUUACACCAUGUAUUCCGAACGAAAGAUAUCUGGAUCCAAAUGGCCUUUAGCAUAAUCCUCAACUGGAUCGUUGCACCAUUCCUCAUGCUGGCCUUAGCCUGGGCUUUCCUGCCCGACGAACCAGAAUUACGAGAAGGAUUAAUAGUAGUUGGCCUGGCUCGAUGCAUCGCAAUGGUCCUAGUUUGGACGGGUCUAGCAGGUGGCGACAACGAAUACUGCGCAAUCCUGGUAGCUCUCAACUCAAUUCUCCAAAUGGUCCUCUUCGCUCCAAUGGGUCUAUUCUUCAUAAGUGUGAUAAGCGGCGACCCCGUAACUUUCGAAUACUCUACCGCAGCCAAAAGCGUGGCUGUCUUCCUCGGUAUCCCACUUGGUGCAGCAAUCCUCACGCGCUUCACGCUGCGCCGGAUCUCGGCGACAUGGUAUGAUAAGACAUUUUUGAAGUGGCUUAGUCCGUGGUCUCUGAUUGGACUUUUGUUCACUAUUUUGGUUUUGUUUGCGUCGCAGGGUCGGCAUGUUGUGCAUCAGAUUGUUUCUGUUGUGAGGGUUGCUGCUCCUUUGAUUGUUUAUUUCCUUGUUAUCUUUUUUGCGACGCUUUUUCUUACUUAUCGGCUUGGGUUUGGGUAUCGGCUUUCGACUGUGCAGAGUUUUACGGCUGCGAGUAAUAACUUUGAGUUGGCUAUUGCUGUUGCGGUGGCGGUGUUUGGGGCGGAUAGUAAUCAGGCUCUUGCUGCUACUGUUGGACCCCUUAUCGAGGUGCCGGUUUUGCUGGGAUUGGUUUAUGCUGUUAAGUAUAUUGCGAAGCGAGCUGGGUGGAAGGAUUGA